AUGCGGACGCCGACGGGCUGCGUGCGCGGCUGGACGAAUUGGCACGCGAGCGCAACGGCCUGCAGGACGAGGUGCGGGAGGCUCGUGGGGCCUGCGGCGCAGCUCGAGGCGCAGUUGCGGCAGUGUAGCGUGGACCGCGAGCGGCUGAGCGACGAGCUGCAUGCGGACGCCGACGGGCUGCGUGCGCGGCUGGACGAAUUGGCACGCGAGCGCAACGGCCUGCAGGACGAGGUGCGGGAGGCUCGUGGGGCCCAAUAUGGCUUGAAGCCGAAUGCAUUGGGGGCUUCUGUUGAGUGCUUGGAGCGUAGUCCGCUAGAGGUGUUAGCCGCGCGUUCUUCUAGUGCUGAUUGUUCGGGGUUGUUGGAAGAUCAUUUAGGCAGAUGGUGUUUUUAUGAUGCGCGUGAAAAGAAGUUGGCGGAGCGAAUGGCUUUUGUUCGAUUGAAAGAGAAGAAGCUUCUUGCUGUGGCGUAUAAGCUUCGUGCGAGGCAUGAGGAGCUGAGUGAACUUGAGCGUAGGUUGCGUCCUGCCGGCGGUUUAUGUGAGGUGAAGUCUGAAGUGUCUCCCUCGCCUGAUGUUGUUGCACCGGAGCAUUGCGUUUCGUCGUCUCGUGUGCGGGAGGUCGAGAGAAAUGAGCCGUUGCUGUCAAUGUUUGACGCAACUCAGUUGGAGCUUCUUCGUGCCACGGAGGCGUAUCGGGAUUUCUUUUAUCAGCAUGUUCUUGAGGAGGUUGGUGCUGCCGAAUUUGUGGAUAUACAGGGGCGUGAGUGCCCCAGCCGUGAAACACCUUUGGAGAAGACGCUUCAUAUGUCGCGCGUGCUUGAGCGUGUUUUUAGCGAUAAACAGCGUCAUUCUUGCACGGGUUCUUCUGAAGCAGAACAGUCAGAAGUCACCUUGGCGGGGAAGGACCUCUGUCAACGGAGCCUUGAGGCUUUUCGUCGGAUCGAAAAGGCAAUGGGGGCGCUUUCGUAA
Trypanosoma conorhini is the source of this 969-nucleotide messenger RNA. RefSeq lists its product as uncharacterized. Lineage: Eukaryota; Euglenozoa; Kinetoplastea; Trypanosomatida; Trypanosomatidae. The transcript has a single exon. Bases 1 to 969 code for a protein of 322 amino acids. The record is from RefSeq and is a predicted model, not a curated record.